AUGUCUGCUCCAGUUUCCAUCAAAAUCAAAUUACCAAACAACAUUGAAUAUGAACAACCAACUGGUUUGUUCAUCAACAACAAAUUAGUCCCAUCAGUCAGUGGUAAAACUUUCAAAGUUACCAAUCCUUCAAACGAAGAAUUGAUUGCCAACUUACACGAAGCUGACAAAGAAGAUGUUAACAUUGCUGUUGAUGCUGCUUCAGCUGCUUUCAAGAAAUGGUCAGUUACUGAACCACAAGUUAGAGCAAUGGCUCUAUACAGAUUAGCUGAAUUGGUUGAAAAAAAUGCCGAAUUAUUAGCUUCAAUUGAAUCAUUAGAUAACGGUAAAGCUUUACACUGUUCAAGAUCAGAUGUUAAAUUAGUUAUUUCAUACUUGAGAUCAUCUGCUGGUUUUGCUGAUAAAGUUGAUGGUAGAUCAAUCAACACUGGUGAAGGUUAUUUCAACUAUACUAGAAGAGAACCAUUAGGUGUUUGUGGUCAAAUUAUUCCAUGGAAUUUCCCAUUGAUGAUGUGGGCUUGGAAAAUUGGUCCAGCUUUAGCUACUGGUAACACUGUUGUCUUGAAACCAGCUUCUGCUACUCCAUUAUCUGCUUUAUAUGCUUCCUUCUUAGCAGUUGAAGCUGGUAUCCCAGAAGGUGUUAUCAACAUUGUUCCAGGUUCUGGUAGAAAAUGUGGUGAUGCUAUCUUAAGACACCCAAAGAUCAAGAAGAUUGCCUUCACUGGUUCUACUGCAAUUGGUAGAAGUGUUAUGAUUGCAGCUGCAGAAUCUAACUUGAAGAAAGUUACUUUAGAAUUAGGUGGUAAAUCACCAAACAUCGUUUUCGAUGAUGCUGAUGUUAAAACCACUGUGCAAAACUUGAUCACUGGUAUUUUCUUCAACGGUGGUGAAGUUUGUUGUGCAGGUUCAAGAAUCUAUAUCCAAGAAGGUAUUUAUAAGGAAAUCAUUGAAGCAUUGAAAACAGAAGUUGAAAAAUUAAAAGUUGGUGAUCCAUUCGAUGAAACAAACUAUCAAGGUGCUCAAACUACCCCAGAUCAAUUCCAAGAAGUUUUGGAUUACAUUCAAAAGGGUAAAGACCAAGGUGCUAAAGUUUUAACUGGUGGUGAAAGAAUUGGUACUAAAGGUUAUUUCUUACAACCAACAAUUUUCACAAAUGUUGGUGAUGAUUUCACUGUUUUGAAAGAAGAAAUCUUUGGUCCAGUUGCCACUGUUUCAACAUUUAAAACUAUUGAUGAUUUAGUCCACAGAGCUAACGAUUCUGAAUAUGGUUUAGGAGCUGGUAUCCACACCAAAUCAUUAGACAGAGCUUUGGAUGUUUCACAAAGAUUAGAAGCUGGUAUUGUUUGGAUCAACACUUACAAUGACUUCAAUGCUUCAGUUCCAUUUGGUGGUUAUAAGGAAUCUGGUAUUGGUAGAGAAAUGGGUUCUGAAGCUUUAGAUAACUACACCCAAGUUAAAGCUGUUAGAGUUAAAAUUAACAGACAAAUUGAAUAG
This is a messenger RNA of Hansenula anomala, 1494 nucleotides long. Its product is annotated as aldehyde dehydrogenase family protein. The transcript has a single exon. The coding region runs from base 1 to 1494 and encodes 497 amino acids. Gene Ontology annotation, molecular function: aldehyde dehydrogenase (NAD+) activity. The record is from RefSeq and is a predicted model, not a curated record. NCBI's taxonomy places the organism in Eukaryota, Fungi, Ascomycota, Saccharomycetes, Phaffomycetales, Wickerhamomycetaceae.